Molecule: messenger RNA, 4195 nt
Organism: Salvelinus fontinalis (brook trout)
Lineage: Eukaryota; Metazoa; Chordata; Actinopteri; Salmoniformes; Salmonidae
Product: GATA-binding factor 6-B-like
Exons: 7
Coding region: 164-1711 (515 amino acids)
Biological process (GO): positive regulation of transcription by RNA polymerase II; epithelial cell differentiation; negative regulation of transcription by RNA polymerase II
Cellular component (GO): nucleus
Molecular function (GO): zinc ion binding; RNA polymerase II cis-regulatory region sequence-specific DNA binding; DNA-binding transcription factor activity, RNA polymerase II-specific
Source: RefSeq, a predicted model, not a curated record
CACGCGCGCAGUAGACUAACGCUUUCAUUCCUAUCUUCCCAGAGACCAGCUACGACCCACACACUAUAGGAAACUUCAACGAGCGACCGAUGGCACAGAACGAGUAGGGCAGACAACACCCUCACGAUUUUCUAGCCCUACGGUGUAUGGAAAGUGAUCCUGGAUGGACCUGGGCGAAAACAGCUGGUCCAUGGUCAAGCAAGAAGUGUCCAGCAGCCCAGGGUCACCGGCUGAACAGAGCUACUUACACGGCGGUCAGGACAGGAGGGACAGUCACGGCCACGCGCACGACUCGGAGGGACUCAGGUCACCGCCGACAACCGAUCAACUUGACUUAGUGGGACACCGGCGCGACGAGGGGCCAGGUAGACCAUCUCUACACUCCUACGUUCACUUCGGACACGGACACCAUAACAACAACACUGCCCUGCCCACCACAGAGGACAUCACGCUGUUCACGGAUUUAGACCAGGGCAACAAACUAAUCAUCUCGAGUGGAGCGCACCCGCACCACAAGGGGGGCCUUAUCGUCGAUCCCAGCGACAUGUAUCAAACACUAGCCAUCGCGGCGGCCCACCAGAGCCAGGCGGGGUACGACUCGCCCUCUGGGGGCUAUAUGCACUCCAACCCCAACUCUCCAGUGUAUGUACCGAGCUCCCGGGUGGGACCCAUGAUAUCCAGCCUUCCUUAUUUGCAAGCCAGCGGGUCGGCACAGCCCAGUCAUGCGGUCACAAGCCAUUCAGUCUGGUCGCAGUCUACUCCGGAGAGUCCCUCCUACAGCACCGGGAGUCCUCAUACAUCCAACCGUUUCCAUUACCCUCCAAGCCCGCCAAUGAACAACGUAGCGUCCAGGGAUAACGGCUACAGUAACCCGCUGAAUGUGGGCAGUCGAGACCAGUACGGCCUCCCGCGGUCCCUCGGUGGAUCCUACGCCAGUCCCUACUCCCCGUAUGUUGGACCGCAGCUAUCCCAGUUGUCCUCGCCUUGGCCUGGAGGACCAUUCGAUAACACCAUGUUGCACACUUUGCAAAGCAGAGGUGCGCCCUUGACGAUUCGAGGACCCAAUGGAGAUAUUCUCGACGACCUGGGAGAGAGCAGGGAAUGCGUCAACUGCGGCUCCAUCUCAACGCCGCUUUGGAGACGCGAUGGCACGGGCCACUUUCUUUGCAACGCCUGCGGCCUGUACAGCAAAAUGAAUGGACUCAGUCGGCCAUUAAUUAAACCACAGAAGCGGAUGUCAUCAUCCCGGCGAAUCGGCCUCUCCUGCGCCAACUGUCAGACGAGCACAACCACUUUGUGGCGCAGAAACGCAGAAGGAGAACCGGUCUGCAACGCAUGUGGGCUCUACACAAAAUUACAUGGAGUACCUCGGCCGCUCGCCAUGAAGAAAGAGGGAAUUCAGACGAGGAAAAGAAAACCUAAGACUUUGAACAAAACCAAGGGAUCCUCUGGAAAUAGUAAUUCAGUCGCCAUGACUCCGACGUCGACGUCUUCUUCCAACUCUGAAGACUGCUCGAAGGACAGCUCUCCCAACACGCAGGUCCAGUCCGCUGUCCUGAGUGGCCCAGCGGAUGGCUCAGGCUCUGAUGGCUCUGCCAUCGUGAAGUACCCAGGCCAGGAUAGUCUCUACACCAGCGUGGGCCUUACCCAGUCUCCAGACAUAGCCAGCUCUGUCAGGGGAGAGUCCUGGUGCCCCAUGGCUCUUGCCUGAGUCACGAGCUGGGGAUGGAACCCACCACACUAUCCUCUCUCUCUCUCUCUCUCUCUGGAUGUCCUGCUGCUGCGUGGUGGAAAUAUUCUGUGCCUUGAUGGUUCUGGGUCUGUUUCCUACUUCCCAGCUAACAACAGUUGGACAGAGACAGCCCCCCCCCCCCCCCCCCUCCACGCUCAUGCAAGUUUGAAACGUCUGUGGAAUAUUUGGGAUUGAUUUCAAGAAUGAUAUGAGAAAACCUUAGUGCCUUAACAGAAAGGGAAAUAUGUGAGAGGAGGCCUGUUGAUUCAUUCUUGUUACUCUGCAGUUCGGAUGCGUUUCGGACCGACCUGCUGCUCUCUCUGUCUCUGUCUCGCUCGCUCUCUCUCAGCUAUGGAGGUGGAUAGAAUGUCUGAAAUGAAGAAACCUGUACAUAAUGAUAUGGAUUCCCCCACUCAAGACAAAAGUGGUUAAUUGGAUAUUAGUGCUUGAGAAAAGCGCAACCAUGCAUACAGAGGACAUUUUGAUUAUCAUUUUUUUGCAACUGGAAUCAAGCUAUCAAGUUACCAAGACAACCUUCCUGAAUCAAGAGAAAGUAUUUAUUAAUCUUCCAUUGUUGAAAAUAUGACUAUGAUUGUUAAAUAAAGAUAUGGAUAUAGAGUAGAACUGAAACAAAAAAAAAUCUUAUAUCUUCGUUUUUUAAUAUACUUUUGUAUUUCCUUCUCUUUUGUUGAGUUAGUAGUUGUUACCAGUGAUCGUAAAUCUGCACGUUUUUCCACUGAUAGCUCUUACUGUAUCUGACUGAAACUCUUGGUUUUAAACAGGGUAUCAAAGACUGCGACAUCCUAUGUCGGUCAGUUUUUGUUUUUAAUUAUUAACUCAAUUCGCAAAUAAUUCAAUCCUACAGAUUAAAUUAAAAUACUCUUCACUUUAUGGUACUAUUUUUUAAGAAAUUGGUAGAAGUGUUUUUUUUAGGCGAGGAUAAACAAGAGAGAACAUGUCCGCAAAAUCUUUGACACAUGUACAACAGCUAGCUAAGUACUGUUUGAAUGAAUGGCACCCACAAUUGUUUUACAGAUGCAUAUUUUUGUUACAAUACAAAACUGCAAAAGAAGACUGCUGCAAUAUUAUCUGGCUGCAACAAAGACUACCUAACUGGUAGAAACAGUAUACAUUUACUGAUGCAUUUGAUAUUCAUAUAAAAUUUGACAAAAAUGAAAUGAAAAGGCUCAAUGAGGUCAACAUAAAUUAAUGUAAUGUUGCUAUAUGGACAAACAGAUGCGGAAUUGAUAAAUUGCCCCUAAUAAGUUUUUGGUUGAUAAAAGAGUAAUGGCUGUUCCUACAACCAACUGUAGACUGUCAUAAAACAAAAUGAGUCAAUGUAGCUUCAAUUGAGAAUAAUCUUAAAAGAGUGAUUUAUGCCAAGAGUUAUGUUUCAGUGACGUGAAAAAAUCCAUAUGUAGGUAGAAAACAACCUUUCACUGGUUUCAAGACAUAAUGACCUUAUAUGACAAAUCACUGUUGAUUUUGGUUUGACUCAACACGCAACAAAAAGUGGAAUACAAAUGUGCCCUUGUAUUUUUACUCAAAACAUGUCAAAAGCUCUACAGUACAUGUUCCUGACUUUCAACUUUUGAAGUAGAAAUAAGACUUUCCCAUUCAAUACACAGAUCAUACUGUAUGUCUCCCUCUCCUCCAGCAGGGGUGUGAAUGGCGCCUCGCUCAGCAGAACUCUCAGUGGAUCCAUUUUAGGGCCAGACAAAUUCCUCGAGCUCUCUGGGGAAUGUCAAUUUCGGUGGAAUGAAUCUGAAGGUCAUUGUGAAACUGCCGUUUUAAAGUGCAUUUCAGUUUCACCAUCAGGGUUGUUCAGCUGAAACAGGGCCUGGUAGUUUUUUUCUGGACUUAUUUAUUUAAAAAAAUAUCAUGUUUAUUAUUAACAUUGUUUUCCUAUUUUUUGUUUGGAUAUUUGUAUUUCUUUGGUUGGUUGUUUUAUUCUUGAUACAGUUUUAAAUGAUAUUAUUUCAAUAUUUGAAAUAAAUUGUUCUGUUGAUAUGUGAAUUUUGGAAUAAUUGCCCAUCUUAGAAUAUUUGAAGGAAAUCUACACAUUGUUGUUGGUGUGUCGUUGUAUCACAGUGUUUUUGUGGUAUGUGCCAGAGUUUGCAGCAAGAGUUUUAGCUCCAUCUAGCCAUUUGCUGUGAAGGUACAUAUAACCAUUUUGAAAAUGUGAUAUUAAAUAACCCCUAAUAUUUGAAUAAUAUUUAGACAUUUGUUGUUAUAUUGACAUUAAAAAAAAUUGGCAGUGGUAUUCCUCACUUAAAUUCUUUCACCUCAUGAUUCAGGGAGGUUCGAUAAAAGCUAGUAGCCUACCGUUAUUCAGAAAUAUAAAUCGCCUUAGCCUACUUUCCUUUUUUUUUUUAAAUUGAACUUGUAUGAAGAUUUCCACUAUAUUACUUCAUGCUGGAAUAAUAAACAAAACGUUUAUUAAAAUGUGUUUUACAGUUUGUA